Molecule: messenger RNA, 1332 nt
Organism: Henningerozyma blattae CBS 6284
Lineage: Eukaryota; Fungi; Ascomycota; Saccharomycetes; Saccharomycetales; Saccharomycetaceae
Gene: TSR4
Product: small subunit rRNA maturation protein TSR4
Exons: 1
Coding region: 1-1332 (443 amino acids)
Biological process (GO): maturation of SSU-rRNA
Cellular component (GO): cytoplasm
Source: RefSeq, a predicted model, not a curated record
AUGUCUAAUAAAAUUGAAGAGAUUGACAAUUCAGACAUUGAAGAGGGAAAUUUUAAUUUAGAAAAUAAAACAAAUAAUAAUUCUGAUAAUAAUAAUCCUACUUAUUUAGCAUUUAUCGAUUCAGCUGUAAAAUUAGAUGACGAAUUAACUACUGAAGAUACUUUUAUCGGUGGUAAGCCAAUAUGGCUUGUUGAAGAUUCUAAACCAAAUGAUGAGUUAUUAAAUUGUAAGAAUUGUAAAAAUCAUAGUAAUAUGAAAUUAUUACUCCAAUCAUUUGCUCCACUGGAUGAAGAACUUAUGGAAGAGCUCCAAGUUAAGAAUGAUGUGUCAAAUUUAAAUAUGAGUUAUAUCAAUGCAGAUGAUGAUAGAGUAUUAUACAUUUUCAUUUGUACAAAGUGUCAAGGUAAAAAUAAUUCUAUUAAUGUAUUAGAGGUGUUAAGCAAAAUAAAUACUCAAUCUAAUCAACAAAUAACAUCUAGCUCAAUUGUUACUGAGAAAAUUAAUUCUUUGGAUGAGGGUAAAAAAUUCGAUAUAAAUCCAUUUGAUUUAAGUAAUAACGCUAAUCCAUUUGCCAAUGGGGGUGACAAUAAAAAUAAUGAUACUGAUAAUAAUAAUCCCUUUAGUAAUAGCGCCAAUCCAUUUGCUUCAAUAAGUAAUGAAAAAAAUCAACAGACAAAAGAGAAUGAUAAAAAUGAAGAAAAAAUUUCAAUAAAGAUGGCAAGAAAAUUACAUGAUAAAAUGAAAGAUAAAGAAUUUAAUAAAGAUAAAGAAUUUAAAAAUUAUUUAUUAUAUGUUGAAGAAGAAACUUUUAAAAAUAAAAAACCGGAUUUUUUAAAAUUACCUAAAAAUUUAAAAAUUAAUAAAGAAGCUGUUGAGCUAUCAGAAGAUGGUAUUAUUGAAAAAGAUACUCUAGAUGGAAAUAAUCCAAUUAAAUUGGAUCCACGUACAGAAAGAUUAUCUAAAUUUUUAGAUGAUGAUACUUUUCAAAAAUUUCAAGAAAUUAUUGGUUAUAAUCCAGGCCAAGUCUUAAGAUAUAAUAUUGGUGGUGAACCUUUAUUAUAUAGUAAAGAUAAACAUGGCAUUAAGAAUAUCAAUGAUAUAGUUGCAAGACCAAGUUAUAAUCCAUCUAGUAAAAGAAUAUUUGAAAUGCAAUUGAUGCCCAAGAUGAUUCUUGAUUUGGAAGAAGAUGAUAUAGAUGUGAAUAAAGGUAUGGAAUGGGGUACUGUUAUGAUCUUUAGUGAUCUUGAAAAUUAUAUUCCUGAAUUUGAUUCAAAUGGUGUUGGAUAUGUUGAAGAAUUAGUUAAAGUUCAAUGGGAAAUUAGGGACACUUGA